Molecule: messenger RNA, 266 nt
Organism: Cooperia oncophora
Lineage: Eukaryota; Metazoa; Nematoda; Chromadorea; Rhabditida; Trichostrongylidae
Source: the annotation of a GenBank genome assembly
AUGCAAGAACAAGAAUGUGUUUUUGAUGCAGCUCCAAUGCAUAUGGAGAUGGCUCGUGUAGCGGAACCCGCUCAGCACGCAUUAAGCACCGAGUUCAUCAUUACCAAACCGGCAGCUAUUCCAUCGGAUGGUGCCGAGCACAAGGUUACAAUUGGUGUGGUUGACGUCACACCUCAGAUGAUUCAUGAGUGUGUUCCAUGCAAGAAUACCAGCACUUUCUUGACUGCUUCUGCAGUGAACUCGUCGUCACUUCCAUUUUUGCCAGG